Messenger RNA from Hordeum vulgare subsp. vulgare (domesticated barley), 1156 nucleotides. Its product is annotated as protein SRC2 homolog. The record is from RefSeq and is a predicted model, not a curated record. Gene Ontology annotation, biological process: defense response. The transcript has a single exon. Lineage: Eukaryota; Viridiplantae; Streptophyta; Magnoliopsida; Poales; Poaceae. Bases 188 to 1030 code for a protein of 280 amino acids.
CUCCGUUCGUCCCAAGGCACCCCUCCGCCCACCGGCAGAGAACUUCCAGAAACAGCACCUUCGGAUAGAUGCCGCGCGCUCCUAUUUAUACCCUGCCCGCGAAGCUCACUCGCCUCCAUCAUCACCCAACAGCACUCAAGCAGAGCAGAGCAGAGCAUUCGCCAUUGCAGCCAGCACUCGCGGCGGCAUGGGUUCGAGGUACGAGGUGGAGGUGACGGUGGGCUCGGCGCGGGACCUCAAGAACGUCAACUGGCGCAACGGCGACCUCAAGCCCUACGCCGUCGUCUGGGUCGACGACGGCGCCAAGUGCUCCACCCGCGUCGACCUGGACCACGGCGAGAACCCCGAGUGGGACGAGAAGCUCGUCGUCCCGCUCCCGCCCUCCACCGCCCGCCUCGAGGACGCCGUCCUCCGCAUCGACGUCGUCCACGCCGACGCCGCCGACGGCACCAAGCCGCUCGUGGGCUCCGCGCGCCUCCCGCUGCGCGACGUCCUCGACGACGCCGGCCUCGGCGGCCGCGCGUCCCGCUCCCUCCGCCUCAACCGCCCCUCGGGACGGCCUCAGGGCCGCCUCGACGUCCGCGUCGCCGUCCGCGAGGCCGCCCGCUACUACGACCCCUCCUACCCGCCGCCCUACGGCCAGUCCGCCCGCGACCCCUACGCCGCCCCGGCGCCGUACGGUUCCGGCGGCGGGUACGGCCAGCAGCCGCCAUACGCCGCGCCCCCGUCGGGCUACCCGGCCCCCUACGGCGCCGGGUACGGCGGUGCGCCCCAGGGGCAGCCGGCGUACGGCGCUGCUCCUGCUCCCGCGUACGGAUCGGGCGGGUACGGGUCGGUGGAUGACCCUGCCAAGAAGAAGGGAAUGGGGAUGGGGACGGGGCUGGCGGUGGGCGCGGCAGCGGGUGUGCUGGGCGGGCUGGCGCUGGCGGGAGGGGCGAGCUACCUGGAGGAGAAGAUCGAGGACAACGUGGCGGAGAAGGUGGAGGACGACCUGGCCGGCGGCGGGUACUACGACGACGACGACUACUAGAGAAAACGAAACCUGAGAGAUUGUUGUAUUCCAAGUUUCCAACCAUGGUGGUGACUAGCCAUCAUCUUCUUUGCUUCUAUUCUGGCCGGAUUGAUUGAAUAAACGGGACGCGAAUGAUAUUAUCAA